AUCCCCGCUCCGGUGAACCUGUAAACUCCGGACACAUGAUCCGUUCAGACCUACCUCGGGGAUGGGAGGAAGGUUUUACGGACGAAGGCGCCAGUUACUUCAUAAACGGUGUGUAUCCUGCCAGACGAGCAUGAGGCGGGAAAAGGAAUGCAUCACCGCACUGUUUACCUCUUCCUCAUUUUCUCGCUUACACGUAUGAUACAUUUGCUCUCUCUCUGCCAUCUCCCUCCUCUCUCUCUCUCUCUCGCUCUCUCUCGCUCUCUCUAUUUUUCUCUGUGAGUAUGCUCAGUCAUUCAGCUCCGUGCACUGCUGUUUCGUGAAGCUGGAGAGCCAGUGGGAAGCCUGUGAUUGGGGAAAUAAGCGCUUGUGCAGGAGCCGGCUACCUCAGAGACAAACUAGAUACAGUGGAGGGACGCAGGGGCUGUGGAUUUUAACCUGCUCAUAUCAAGAAGAGAUGGAAAUGUUGUACCUGUGAACUUUGGAGAGAAUGUUCUGCACGUGUAAAAGACAUAAACAGCUCCUGUUUGGUAUCAGCAAUUGCUGGAGAAACCGAGGUCUCUGAAAUCUGCUGCUUAUCUUCAACACUGUCUGAUGUAGAUUUUUGCCGAGCCGAAUCACUGAGAUGUAAGGUGAAGACACGUAUUACGCGUAAUUCAACAGCCAAAAGGUACAGCUCAGCAAGGGUAACCUCGAAGACAUCUGUUAAACCUGAUUACACCUGAGACGCGAGGGAAAAUGACUGGCUCGAAGCAGGUUUAAAGGAGUAACCUGUGAUGUCAGACUUCACCUGGGGCAAUUGUCUGAGACUCGGCUGAGUAGUUGUGGGGUUGUCGUGGGGGGUUGGCGGCAGACUUCAUUUCCAGGUGUGUAAACCACACCAGACUUGACUCACCUGACAUCAUCCCGUCUCUGUUUGGGCUCAUAUUCUCAGUAAUCCCUGCUCUCAAACCCACCACCACCUCUCGUUUUCUCCCCAUGGAGCCACUGAAGAGGCGAGAGAAGAGACGCUGAUUAAUGUGACUCCCAGCAGCCUGUGUCUGAUUCCACAGCACUAGAAAUAGAAAGCAGAAAGAAACAGCGGCGGCACUUGUGAACUGUUAUCACGUGGAACAAGAGAAGCACCAUGUGGAAUCAGUCAGGAUACUGCAAUCACAUACCUCACCCCGCAUAUCCCUUCUACCAUGCACCCUGCAGUCAUAACCAGAGGACCACGACGUUUUGCCAUCCUGUGACCGGACAGAUUUCUCAGGAGAACAUGGAUUUUAUCCUACAAGAACAGCCGCAGGGUGCUCGCAUGGUGUCCAAAAACUCGGGUGAGCAGUUCUCCAGCACCACCGUCAGCGAGGCCUCCACUGCCAUCACCUCCUCCACUGUGGACACCACCCCAGCCUCCAAGGGCUCCCGGUCCAGUGGCAAGGUGCACAGCUUUGGGAAGAGAGAGCAGGCCAUUAAAAGGAAUCCCAAUGUCCCUGCGGUGGUCCGAGGAUGGCUGUACAAACAGGACAGUUCUGGGAUGCGUCUUUGGAAGAGGAAGUGGUUCGUCUUGGCUGAUUUCUGUCUGUUCUACUACAAAGACAGCAGAGAGGAAUCGGUCCUAGGCAGUAUUCCUUUGCCCAGUUAUAUCAUUUCACCUGUGGGACCUGAGGACCACAUCAGCCGCAAGUAUGCCUUUAAGGCUAGCCACACUGGUAUGCGCUCGUACAUUUACAUGCAGAGCUCUGUGAUUGGCUCGCAGGCGGAACACACUGGGAUGCGGACGUAUUACUUCAGCGCUGACACCCAGGAGGACAUGAACACCUGGCUGAGGGCCAUGAACCAGGCUACACUGAUGCAGAACCACGCCGACAGACUCAUCAGACCAUCUGACAAGUUAGAGAAGUUGAACUUGUUUCAGCAGCAUGCUGUCCCGCAGACAAACCACCUAAACCAUCAUAAGACCAAGACCCCAGACUCUGAGACCACAAGACCCAUAAUCCACGAAGUUCUCCUGGAGCCCAUACACCACGACUCAGACGAACACUGCAGCUUCCACAAAGAAUCUCCUGCCACCACCUUGUUGAAGCACCCCAUAGGAAGUACAGCCCUGGAGAUGGACACACACACUUCUCUCCCCUCCAACCCUGCACCCUCUGUAAUCCCACAGCCAGACCACAUGUCUGCCUCAGCACCCGUGUCCAGGGUUCCAUCCCGGGCACCAUCACGGGCUGCCUCGACACUGCCAUCCAGUGUUUGCACGAGGAAUGGCCUCGUCUCUACGCCUAGCCCCAUCCUGGAGCCCAAUGGGAUUGCGGCUGGGACAUACCAGAGGGCCCCAGCUCCGCCCUCUGCUGUGACUCACAAACAGGUGCAGAGGAGAAGUGCUCUGGAGCAAGUGGAGCAGUGGGUCCAAGUGCAGAAGGCUGAGCAAAAAGGCCCCCCAUCCAGAGACAACACCCUCCCUCGUCGCACACCACCAACCCAGCACAAGUUCACCUCUAUUGACGCAUACCAGACCCUGCCAAAGACUCCUCGCCAGAGCCCCCUGACCGCGCGACUUGGUGAGUACAAGUAUGCCCAGGACCGUCUCAGCCACUUCCGCCUCACCCCUGAGCAGGCUGGCCCAGGGUCAAACACCGUCUGGCAGCUAUACGAGUGGCAGCAGCGCCACCAGUUCCGUCACGGCAGCCCCACAGCACCACUCUACACUCCGGCUCCAGAGUACCCAUUUGGUCCACGCCCUCCAUCCACUGUGCCUCCCUCCUCCUCAGCAUCUAGAUCCGAACGACCGGCCCGGUGUGUGUCGGUACCACCUUCAUCUGCAGACAUCCCUCCACCAGGGCCUCCACCCGGCACCAGCCGAACCCUGUCGCCCACACGCAGGCCGCACACGCCGGCUGAACGGGUGACAGUCAGGCCCGUGGGUGAUAGAUCAGUGGUGGACAUACCCUUUGCUGUUUCCCCCCGCAGGACCAAAUCUCAGCUGCUCAAGGCCACUACUCUCGAGAGACGGUCAAUGCCUCCUUCUGGCUACAUCACACACACAGUCAGUGCACCUAGCCUUCAUGGCAAAACGCCCGAGGAGCUCACCCUGUUCCUCAUUCAGCUGCGCCGGCAUCAGGCCAAGAUGGCCUCCGCACGUCAGCACACGUUAGCCAAACUGCAGCGGCUCAAUGGUCCCAAAGAUUCCUUCCACCACUUCCUCACUACUACCACCACUAGCACCAGCCCCAUCCUCAGCUCCGGCCCUUCUCCUGUGUCCCACCUCGGACAUGUGGGGCUCUCGGCUCCCCUGGGCCCUUGCAACACCCAGGUUGAUGACACCUAUAUGCAGCUGAAGAAGGACUUGGAGUAUCUGGACCUAAAGGUAGCUGGAAGUCAGAUGCUGAAGGAGUCAGGGAAACCUGUCAAGGUUGCAGAAAGUGACGUGGAUGUGAAGUUAAGUCAGUUGUGUGAGCAGGACAACAUCCUCAAGGAUCUGGAGGCAAGGAUCAGCUCCCUGAAGGAGGACAAGGACAAGCUGGAGAGUGUACUAGAUCUGUCCCACCAGCAGAUGGAGCAGUACCAGGAUCAGCCGGCCCACGCCCACAAGAUCACCUAUCAGCAGAGACUGCUGCAGGAAGAUCUGGUCACCAUCAGGGCCCAAAUAUCACGCCUCUCCACGGAGAUGGCACAGGCCUGGGGGGAGUACAGCAGGCUGGAGAGAUCAGUGGAGCAGCUGAGGACGGCGCUGCAAGCACACAUGAACCACAGCGCCACCCUUCAGCCAGAGAAAGCUGAGAUGAAGCGCGAGCUGUGGAGGAUUGAGGACGUCAUGGCGGGGCUGAGUGCCAGCAAAGCCAACUACAAGAUCACCAUUGACUCUGUCCAGAAUCCAGAGAGGAAAUUAGUGCCUUCGGUAUCAGACCCGGCAGUGCCUUCUCAUAGCACAGAGGUCCAGCCUCCUCCUCGCAGCUCCAUCCCCAGCAUCUUCUCCCACACUUUGCCUCACAGCACCGUGCCAAAGUGGGCAGAGGACACCGCCCCGCCCAGGCCACCACUUCCUCGCCUCUAUGACUACGAGGAGACACCCCCUGUGGUGCCGCCUCUCCCCAAAGAGGCCUCAGUCAUCCGCCACACAUCGGUGCGUGGGCUGAAACGGCAAUCAGAUGAGAGGAAGAGGGACAGGGAGAGCGGCCAGUAUGUUGUCAAUGGAGACUGUAAGACUGACUUGCGGUCAUACCUGAGUGAACCAGAGCUGCCAGGAGUUAGCUACCAUAGCACCGGGUCUGACGUUGACUACCAUUAUUUCCAGAGCAAAGGUCUGCCAGGCUCCUUAUCUCGACAGAACCAGUCCAACUCUAUCUCCUCCUACGUCACCCUAAGGAGAGGCCCCGGGAUCUCUGCAGCCAGGGAGAGACCUAAGAGUGCCUUGGAGCGUUUGUCAUCGCCUACAGAAGCCCUGCAGCUCCAAAACAGCCAGUCUCGAGGGCGAAUGACUGCAGAGGAGCAGCUGGAGCGGAUGAAGCGCCACCAGAAGGCACUUGUUCGUGAGCGCAAGAGGAACCUCAGCCAGGGCGAGCGCUCCUCCAUGGGCAUGUCCACCUCCACUGUCACCACCCAGCGCUCUGCCUCCUCCUCCAGGCUGCCCUCUAGCACCUCCGAUCCUUCGGUCUCCGUGUUUGACUGGCAGGAGGAGCGACUUGGGGCAGAGGGGCAGAGCGACGAAGGCUGGAAUCAAGUGAAAGAGAGAGGGAGGAUUCAAUCAAAUGAGUGGGUGACAGCAACGGCCACACAUGUACGAGAGGUGGAUGUGGAGCCCUUCGAUUAUGACCUGGAUAUCAGCAGAGAGCUGUCCAAACCACAGAAAGUUCCCAUCCCAGAGCGCUACGUAGAGUCAGACUCUGAGGAGCCACUGAAUCCAAAGGAGUUGGAAGAACGCUCUCGCCGGGCCGAACGCAUCAAGAACCUCCUGGCCAAAUCCAGUGUUCAGAACAUCCAUCCGUCUGCAUCACUGGACUUCAGUGAGCUGGACUCAGCUUUACAGCAGCAGGAGAGGAUCAUGAGUGUGUCCCAUGCUCUGGCCUCUGAGGCCUCACGCAAGAGCAAACUGGUCGCAGCCAAAGCUGCUGCAGAACACUGACCCAUAAGAACGACCAACACAACAAAACAGAAGAGAUUAUUUGAGAGCUUUAGUUGAGUUAGUAGAGAUUAGUUGUGGGUUUGAUCAGUUUUCAACAGUUGCCAACUAAUUGAUUCACUUGUAAUAAAUCUCUUAUUUACGAGUGAGAACAAGAUACUUGUUUUUUUUUUAAAGAGUUUUAAUUCAUAGUUUUGAAAUAGAAUCAAGUUUUCUUGCUUCACCACUUACAUUGCACAAUUAAGUAAGAAUACUUUAACAUGAGUGAAUGCUUGUUUUUUAUUAUCUGCAAUUACCUGUUUUACAGUUUGGCUUGUAUUUUAGUGAAUAAAAUAAGAGCAAAAUGAAAGCCAGUGCCAACAUGCUUAGAUUGGAGUAUGAAUAUUUUGACAUGAAUCGUUUAUUUAUUACAUUUGGCUUGACAUGCUUGUUCAACUUCUAAUGUACAGUUUCUCAAACUGUUUUGCCCAAUGAUGACGGUCCUGCCAUUCAACUCAAAUGCAUUACAAUUUAACAUGAAAAGCAAUUAACAUGAAAAAAAUUAAGUCCUUACAGAAAAUAAAUAUUAGAAAAAAAGUUAA
Messenger RNA from Micropterus dolomieu (smallmouth bass), 5676 nucleotides. Its product is annotated as pleckstrin homology domain-containing family A member 7-like. Lineage: Eukaryota; Metazoa; Chordata; Actinopteri; Centrarchiformes; Centrarchidae. The coding region runs from base 1124 to 5098 and encodes 1324 amino acids. The record is from RefSeq and is a predicted model, not a curated record. Gene Ontology annotation, molecular function: protein binding. The transcript has 28 exons.